GUUGAGCUGUCUGUCUAUGCUGUGUGCGUCAUUCAUCAGGCGUCAUUGAAGCCGUGUUUCGCCAGAAUUUAUUUCACCUCAUCAAUCAAUAUAUAAAAGAAAACUAAGUUUGUGCUCAGCUCAGGAUCUGGUCAGAAGUACCAAUACCAGUAAUUCAAUCGUAAUACUUGCAGUUUUUUCCGAGAGACCUAUCAAAGUAACAAUGAGUUUCCAGUCACCUAUGCCCAGCAGAGAGUUCCUGUGGGACAUCUUUAGGAGGGUGGACAAGGACAGAAGUGGCUACAUUUCCGCGGAUGAGCUUCAGCAAGCGUUGUCCAAUGGCACAUGGAAUCCUUUUAACCCUGAAACAGUGCGUCUUAUGAUUGGUAUGUUUGACAAGCAGAACAGAGGUGUCAUAUCGUUUGAAGAUUUUGGGGCAUUAUGGAAAUAUGUCAGCGAUUGGCAAAAUUGCUUCAGAUCUUUUGACCGUGACAACUCGGGCAAUAUUGACAGGCAAGAGUUGAAAAACGCCCUGACUGCAUUUGGCUACAGACUGUCUGAUGAAGUGGUCAAUACUAUGGUGCAGAAGUUUGACAGAUUUGGAAGAGGGACGAUACUGUUUGAUGACUUUAUUCAGUGCUGCGUCACUUUAUACACUUUAACAUCAGCAUUCCGUCAAUACGACACAGACCAGGAUGGAGUCAUCACAAUCCAUUAUGAACAAUUCCUGAAAAUGGUGUUUGGACUAAAGGUAUAAACAAAAGAUAAAAGAUGAACCUAUACCAUGAGUAUCAGAUGAUACUUACUUUGACUAUUAUAACAACUAUUUAGACUUCAUGUCAAUUUGUUACUAAUAAAUUGCAUUCACAACAUUAAUUUGAUUGAGAUUAUUAAUUUGAUGACAUAUUAUUAUAAGAAUGAUUUAUUAAGCUCAAUUUAUUAGUAACAGAAAUUUUCUUUUUUGAGAAAUGAAUGUCUGAAACCUGCCUGAAAAUUUAAUUUACAAGCGGGUAAAAAUAUGUAAGUCUGUCUGUGUAACUAAUAUGUAUGUAAGCAAUUCUUCAUUUAUUUUUUAUUUUUUUAUUUCCAGUAUUAGUUUGGUUACUAUUCCAUUACCUUUUUAUAACAUUUAGUAAAUUAUGGUUUAAAGCACAAAUAAAACAAAUAAAUAUAUUCCUAUCAUAAAUGUGAAACAUAAUGAAAUAUGUAAUGAAGUUCUAAAUGAAGAAUCAUACAAUGAAAAUUGUAGCUAUUAUAUUAAUAAGAAGUAUUGAUUUGAGUAAAGUGUAAAAUGUAUGUUAAAUGUUGCAUUUCAUUAAUGAAAGCUUUAUUGUUAAAUGUUUGUAAUCACGCUGCUUUAUGACUGUCUACAGUUAUUCAGUGUAAUUAAAGAUUGAAAACAACAACAACAUAAGUUCUCUACAUGUUGUCAUAAAGUAUUUUUUAUAGAAAAUCAAUUGAUUCUUUUACGUUUCAAUUCUAAAAAUUACAAUGAAACACUGUCUUCCAAUUUUUCACAGCAUAUUACAAAAUUAUAUGAACCAUUAUAGCAGGCAUGUAAUGGAUAAGCUGAUUGUUAUAUUGAUGGACAACUAAUGAGACAUAUUUUAUAGAAGGUUAAUCAAAAUGAAAAGUUAGACUUCAUUUAAAAUUUAAACUGUUGAUAUCUCGAAUCGCUAGUCAAUGCGUAAAAUGAUCGGGCUUUGAAUCUGUUCUGUUAGUUCUGACUAAUCAAGAUGUUUUUCUUCCGUCCAGUGUUGGCCGUAAACAUCGAUGAAGAGUUCAUUUUUUCGCCACUGAACCUUGGGGGUAAAUAUUUAAGUAGGUAACCUAAUUUUUUAUGGUGUACGUAAACUGUGAAUGGUCAAAGGUAAUAGGCACGUGAUUUUGCUUUGAAACAUUCAUAAACAUUAGCAAGGUAAUGACCUUGUUGAAUCACUUCUUUUUAAUAGCUACUAUUAGAGAUACUGGAUAUUCUAGACUAUUAAAUCUUAUAUUUUUCUACUAAUUAGCUUUUAAUUUUUCAACUGUAAUGACAUUUACUUGAUUAUGAGACUCUUAUCUUCUUUAUGAAACUAUUUAUUUACUUAACUUUCUAUUUUCUUUAUCUCCUUUAGGGUGAAGAUAAGUGGCAUGUUAAUUUGUUAUUGCAUUUUAGUAUAAUAUCAAGCCUAGUUGAUUUUUUGUGGCAAAAUAUUACUUGUUUCUAUUUCUAUUUAUAACUUUUAUAAUCUAUUACUUGACACUUAUGCAACACUUUAGCCUCAUGCACGAACUACGAAAUCGUAGACAUAUGUACCUAUUUGAUUACUUUUAUUGGGGUACAUUUUGUUUUUAGAUACGAUAUCAAUAAAACAUGUUCUCAUUAAAAUAUGUCAACACUGUCUGAAAUCAUUGUAAUGUAUCUUUUUUAUAAAUAUUAUGUAUUUCUUCCUUUCAAUACUGCUCAACAAAUUAUAUACGACUGUAAAAAGUAUAUCUGCCGCGUGGCCGAAAAUGAGCUUAUUCUUUUGAAUAAUUUGGUAGGUAAAAGUAGAAUUUACUACAUUUAUCUGGCUGGAGGCAACUUUCUAUGUUACUGUUUGUUUAAUCUAAAUAUGAGCAGGCUCAUUCCAUGAUUGAAGUGGUAUAAGUAUAUAUUUUUUCAGAAAAUUACAUAAUGUGAUACUUACAGCCAUUAGUAUUUAUUAAGUAAAUAAGAAACAACAAUAUAAGCAUCAUUUAUUGAAUGAUUGCAAAUUACUUUUAUUUAAUGUACUAUAUUA
Molecule: messenger RNA, 2744 nt
Organism: Ostrinia furnacalis (Asian corn borer)
Lineage: Eukaryota; Metazoa; Arthropoda; Insecta; Lepidoptera; Crambidae
Gene: Alg-2
Product: apoptosis-linked protein 2
Exons: 5
Coding region: 203-736 (177 amino acids)
Molecular function (GO): calcium ion binding
Source: RefSeq, a predicted model, not a curated record